UUGCCGGAAGUGAAUCCCGCUUGACAGAGGAAAGGCAUGCGGGUUUGUUUUGGAUUUCCAUGUGACACCGACUUCGUUUUUUUUUUUUGUUUUUUGUUUUUGUAAUAACAGAUAAAGCCUCUUUAACUUGAACACUGUCUGUCAGAGCUUCACAGCAGUCAUGGGCAAAAAAGGCAAGAAAGAGAAGAAGGUGAAGGGGGCGGAGAAGACAGCCGCCAAGAUGGAGAAAAAGGUUUCAAAGAGGUCCAAACGAGAGGAGGAGGAUUUAGAGGCUCUGAUUGCCGAGUUUCAGAGUCUUGAUGCAAAGAAGACUCAGGUCGUAGAGACAACAUGUCCACCUCCAUCACCACGAUUGAAUGCAUCUUUCUCUGCCCAUCCUGAGAAAGAUGAACUCAUCCUGUUUGGAGGAGAGUUCUUCAACGGAAAGAAGACGUACGUGUACAAUGAUCUGUUUUUCUACAACAUCAAGAAGAACUGCUGGGUUAAAUCAGAGAUCCCCAACCCUCCCCCGCCACGCUGCUCUCACCAGGCAGUGGUGGUUCCCCAGGGUGGGGGUCAGCUCUGGGUCUUUGGGGGAGAGUUUGCCUCUCCAAAUGGGGAACAGUUCUACCACUACAAGGACCUCUGGGUGCUGCACCUGGCUACACACACCUGGGAGAACAUCAAGGCUCCUGGCGGUCCAUCAGGUCGCAGUGGCCACCGCAUGGUCCUCAGCAAGAAACAGCUGCUGGUGUUUGGAGGUUUUCAUGAGAGCACCAGGGAUUUCAUCUACUACAACGACGUCUACUCUUUCUCCCUGGAAACCUUCUCCUGGUCACGCCUCACCCCGUCAGGCACCGCCCCCUCACCGCGCUCCGCCUGUCAGAUGUCCGCCACGCCCGACGGCACAGGUGUCAUCAUCUAUGGAGGAUACUCUAAAGUGAGAGUGAAGAAGGAUGUGGAGAAGGGGACCAUCCAUUCCGACAUGUUUAUCCUGAAGCGAGAGGGUAAAGUUGACCAAGAGAAGUGGUCGUGGUCCAGGUUGAGCCCCUCCGGUAACAAGCCCCCUCCUCGCUCCGGUUUCUCUCUGGCGGCGGGCCCAGCCGGCCGUGCGGUGCUGUUCGGUGGGGUUUGCGAUGAGGAGGAGGAAGAGUCACUGGAGGGCGACUUCUACAAUGACCUCUAUCUGUAUGAUACGGUGAAGAACCGCUGGUUCCCCGGCCUGCUCAGGGGAAACAAGUCAGAGAAGAAGAAACGCCGGAGGGGGAAGAAGAAUGGAGCUGAAGGGGAGGCAGCAGAGAAGGAGGGGGCGGAAGAGGAGGCGGCAUCACAAGCGCCCACUGAGGUCAUCAAAGAGAUCGUCACAGAGGACGGCACAGUGAUGACCAUCAAGGAAGUGAUCCCUGGAGCUCAGGAGGAAGAGGAGGAGGAGGAAGAAGAGGAAGACGAGGAGGACGAUGCCUCGGCCCCCCUGGUGGAGCCCUGCCAGAGGUCCAGCGCCAUGACAACCACGCGUCAGGGCAAGCUCUUCCUGUACGGGGGAAUGUUUGAGGUCGGCGACCGCCAGUUCACCCUGAAUGACUUCUACUGCCUGGAUCUCCACAAGAUGGACCAGUGGGAGGUUCUGGUCGAAAUGGACCCAAAGACACAGGAGUGGCUGGAAGAGUCUGAGUCAGAGGAAGACGAUGAGGAAGAGGAGGCAAAAGGAGCAGAGGGGGAGGAAGAGGAGGAUGAGUCUGAAGAGGAGAGCGAGGAUGAGGACGAUGAAGAAGAGCACCCUGUGGUGCAAGAGGGAGAGACAGUGACGGAUUAUCAGGCCCGCACAGAGCAGUACUGGAUAGGACUGGCACGUGCCAACAUGGGCCCCGAUGCCAAGGACAAAAAGGUUGCCAAGGUCGCCCUCGCAAUGGCUAAAAUCUUCUAUGAAGACCAGUAGUGGGAUAUGCCAGCCUGUCUGAGUGACUGUGAGUGCUGAUCGCGCGCGUGUGUGUGUAAAAUAUUUUGUUGUAAUUACCUUUUUAUGAAACAUCUCAUUUGAACUGUACUGCAAAUAAUUAAAUACUACAAGAUAUAUUUCGUUUUAAUACAGAAAACAAAAAAAAACACUUGUGAGCAGAUGAAACUCAAUUGAAUGGACUGUUUUACAUUUGUUGAUAUACCAGUACAUGUAACGGUUUUCAUCCUUUUUCAAUCAAAUAAACCCAUCAUGUCACUAAAUAAUA
Messenger RNA from Acanthopagrus latus (yellowfin seabream), 2201 nucleotides. RefSeq names its product kelch domain containing 4 (gene klhdc4). Lineage: Eukaryota; Metazoa; Chordata; Actinopteri; Spariformes; Sparidae. The coding region runs from base 161 to 1915 and encodes 584 amino acids. The record is from RefSeq and is a predicted model, not a curated record. Gene Ontology annotation, molecular function: protein binding. The transcript has 13 exons.